AAAACAAAAUUAACAAAAUAUUCAAACAAAACAAAUAAUCUUUAUACUUAUUUAACUUUAACCUUGAAUAUAACUAUUUAUUAAUAAAUGCAAUACGCCACCAACUGCUAAUACUUAUUUGCCAACUGUGCAGUCAACAACGACUCCACUGAAGAACUAUAACAAUAUCAAGACUAAUAAAAAUAACAACAUUUUGGUUUCUAAGAAGAAUACCUCAGUGAGUCUACUAAUGUCUUCGAGUAACAACUUAAUUUGUUCGAAGACUAUGUCAAUGAAUAGCUCUUCUCAGGUAAAAUAAAUGUCAAAAGCAUUCCUGAUAAAACUCAAUAAAUCUUGGAUUAAAUUUAACCUAAAAUUGAAGAAAAGCCAUACGAAUAAGAAUGGAAAAAUGAGUCAAACGUUAUUGGAUUUAACUAGAGCGUGUUCUAAAAUAAUUUUUUCAAUACCAAUUAAUAGAAUUAAUUGAUAACUACAUUCUAAAAUAAUCAAGACAACAACUUUAUCGGCAACAACUUUUAGAUUCAAGUAUCUCAGUUUAACUUCCAAAAUGAUAAUUUCUUUUUAAGUGACUGUCCUCAACCUAAAUUUGAAAACCCCAGCUUCAUCUAUUAAGAAAAUCAAUUCUUGAACUUGCCUAUCUCACAAUAAUCAAAUUUAUAAAAUUAAUAAACUCAAUGCGAUUAGCAAAUACCUUAGUAUUAAUAAACUUAGCAAUAUUAAUAAUAAUAAGAAUAAGCAUAAAAUAUACACCAAUAUUAAUAGUAAGACUAACAUUAAAAUAAAAUCAUUGAAUAAAACACCUUCAAUGUCUACCCAAACCAACCUAAGUAGCCAAUUAAUAACGCCAUCUUCGAAACAAAGCUAGAAAACUCUGAUGAUGAAUAAGAAAGCGAAUAAAACAGUUAAGAAAAGCCAUCAACCACCCAAUAAAACAUACACAAAACAAGCUAAUCUAAGAAGUAUUUAUUUGACAACAACUCCAACAAACUUAAAAAUUUCUACAAAACUCUCUUGAAACCAUUGAUCGAAAACUUAAAAAAAGUAUACAAACAAUAAAACAGAGACGAUGUCGUUGAAUUUAUCAAAAUGGCAUUCCCAAUCAGCUGCAAUCAAAAGCAUUUCCUCCUUUUAUUCCCUCACUUGCAAGAAAUUAGCAAUAUGUAAAAAAAGACCACUGUCGUCUAAGAAUUUGAGUAAAAGCUCAAUUUCAAUCAAGAAUAAUUGUAAAUUUUAUCUGAAAUCAGAAAGCAAGCUGCAAGAUUGUUCAGCAACAAAUUUUACUACUUCACAAGAAUCUUCAAGAGCCACGCUGCCUCCAAAAAUAUCGAAGAAUUUUACUAUGGUUGUUUAUUCUACAGCGAAAGAUAAAACCAAGAAUAAUACACACCCGAAGGAAGUAUCUAUGUAAAACCUGAGAGAAAAUUAAACCCUGUUCAAUCAAAUUUAAGACAAAGACUCUACCAAAUACAAUCUAACAAGUUAUAAUAACAAUACAGCUAAAAGUAGAACAUCUAGUAAAUCUAACAAAGAGUUCUAUUUUAUUGA
Molecule: messenger RNA, 1545 nt
Organism: Tetrahymena thermophila SB210
Lineage: Eukaryota; Ciliophora; Oligohymenophorea; Hymenostomatida; Tetrahymenidae
Exons: 1
Source: RefSeq, a predicted model, not a curated record